Molecule: messenger RNA, 1392 nt
Organism: Marchantia polymorpha subsp. ruderalis
Lineage: Eukaryota; Viridiplantae; Streptophyta; Marchantiopsida; Marchantiales; Marchantiaceae
Source: the annotation of a GenBank genome assembly
AUGAGAGAUAUCAUGACUCGGAUAAUUUAUUGCCAAUCGUGCAACCGACAGUCGCAAUCUUCAGUAGCUGCAUAUAAAUCAGAUGUAGGCAGCGCCCUCGUCCAUGUAUGCCACUUUACUCACCGUCCGGUCGAUCCUAAGCGGACGGCGAGUAAAGUUUCAUGGAUACAGACCGAUCGAUUGAUCGACCAAGGAACCAAGUUACAAGAAAAUCAAGUGGAAGGGAGUGUGAGUUUUCAUUUUUCCCAGGAUAUGCUAUAAAGGCAGACAUCGCGUCGUUUCGCCUCUGAAGUGUCGGCGCACAAUCUUAUAAUGUUCAAACCGUUUCAGUGUAUGUCCUUUGAUUCUACGCCAGCGCUUUCUCGAAGUAUCUAAGCCAUUUGGUUCGUGAACAUGCUAAAUUUCCGAAAGCACGUUUGUAAUGGUAUCAUAUAUUUCAGUUUCCUAAUCUUCCCUGAAUGUCCCCUCGAUUUCUUCCUCAUUGUUACUAGCACUGGUUGGAAUUGGCAAUACAUUAGGGCUCUGAGCAGGGCUUUUGAUUGAACCGUGCCAUUCAGCAUGUUCCCGUGACCUUUAGAAGAUUGUAGAGCUUCUUCGGUCAUCGUGGGUCCAAAUCAGAUCGAUCCAAUCACAUAAUUGCAGAGUUUAAUCUCCAGCUUGCGACUGGACGAAUCAACUGGAGGAGCCUGGGAGUAUGGACUGAAGUUUAAUCUCGUGAAGCAGCCAGUCGGAAUGUCGUGUUUGGUUGCGGGUGUGAAGCACACUCGACGAAAAUGGCUGCACCACCUAAACGGGACACGCGGUGGGUGAGGAAUGGGCCGAUUAACCUAGGCUCAUUCUCCACCAUUUUUCUGUGCACGAAUCUGGAGAAUAAUAAGAAGUUUGUGGCGAAGACGGUUAUGGCACAUGACCUAGAGCAGAGGACGGCCAUCGAGGUGGAGAGUUGGAAUUGGCAAUAGAUGUAUGGAUAUAUAGAUAGGAGUAUGCGACUGUGAGGAGCCGGAAGCCCGCACAGGUUUCCAAGGAGCGUGGUUACUACAUGUUCGGACCUUUCAAUUUAAUAGAGGGCGAUACUCUAUUCCGUGCAAUUCUGUGCUCCGUGCAAUUGCUGACAGUGUGGAAUACUCGUGCAUCAAUAACAACAAUUCCAGCAUGACAAUACAAUUGUCAUGCUGGAAAUGAUAGACACGGUUAAUGUGAUAUAAGCCUGUUCUGUGCUUUGAGAUGACAAACAAUAGCUUCCUUAUGUGUUUGGUCUUGUGAAAAGCUUUUUGGGAUUCUACCCAAAUCGACACAUACUGAUUUGUCCACUGCAAGUCAGUUUCAGCAUGACAAUACAAUUGUCAUGCUGGAAAUGAUAGCUACGGUCAAUGUGACAUAACCCUGUUCGGU